GCGUCAUCACAGACCGUCUCGUGUUUACGUGGAAAACAUGGCGGCGGACUGCCACCAACAAGGAGACAGAUCCUAACCAGGCGUGAUUUUGACAGGGAGCUUCGAGUCAAACAAGGACAUCGAGCACUUAGCCCUUGGAGAUCUAGUCGUAUGAAGCUAUUUCUCUUUUAUUCCAGCUACAGGGUCAGCGGAGAUGGAAGACGAGGAAAGGCAAAAGAAGCUGGAGGCCGGCAAAGCAAAGUUGGCUGAGUAUCGACAGAGAAAAGCCCACGCGGACUCUCAGAAGAAACAGAAGAAGAAGAAAAAGAAGCCUGCAGAGGGUGACUCGGAGGGGGACUCUUUGGGGAGGACGGAGGGGGAGUUGAACCGGACACUUGGGGGAGACGAGCCCGCUGUCCAAGUACAUGAGGGAGGAGACAGGACCCACCCUCCCACCACAGAGUUCUCCCUCAACAAGACUCUGCGCAGUGGAGAAACGGUCAAACAUGAUCAGACCUACACCAUAGAGCCCGAGAGUGAGGUGUCAACAACGGCAGAAGACUAUUCUUCAGAGGUCAAUGGGUGCCACGAGACGACCUUGAGUCUUUCGCUGUCUUCGAAGGAGUUUAUUUGGGAGGAGGUAGAGUCGAUGGAGCGGGUGUCUAGGGGGGGUUCGCUGCAGGAGGUGGAGGAGAUUUUGGCAGAGAAGUCCAGAGAGGUGGAGGAGCUGAGCCGAGAGCUGGAGGAGAUGAGGAGUGCCUUUGGAGCAGAUGGAGUGCAGCAGCUCCAGGACUUUGAGGCAGCCUUGAAACAGCGCGACGGCAUCAUCACUCAGCUGACAGCCAACCUGCAGCAGGCGCGAGAAGAGAAGGACGAGAUCAUGAAGGAGUUUCUGGAGCUGACGGAGCAGAGCCAGAAACUACAAAUUCAGUUUCAACAGCUCCAGGCAGGAGAGAGUCUAAGGAACAGCAGCCACAGCAGCACAGCGGCUGAUCUCCUUCAGGCCAGACAACAGCUCCUCCAGCUCCAACAACAGCUCCAAGAACAGGCCCAGGAGAGGGAGAGGGAGAAGGAGUUGGAGAGGGAGAAGGAGUUGGAGAGGGAGAGGGAGAAGGAGAGGGAGAAGGAGAGGGAGAGGGAGAGGGAGAGGGAGAAGGAGAGGAGAGAGAGGGAGAGGGAGAGGGAGGAGAUGGAGAAGGAGAGGAAGAAAGAGAGGGAGAAGGAAAAAGAGAGGGAGAAUGAGAGAGAGACGGAGAGAGAGGAGACAGAGACCAUCACCCGUCUGCAGGAGAGGAUCAAUGACAUGGCUAUGGAAAAGAAGAGAGCAGAGGAGUGCCUAAAUGAGAAAGACCUGCUGAUCGCGGAACAAGAAAAGACUAUUUUGAAUCAGGAACAAUCAUUGAAAGAGUUGAGGAUGUCCGAGGAAUCUUUUGCACAAACUUUGAAAGCGAAAACCCAGUUACUACUUGAAAAAAGUGCAAUAAUUUCUGAACACGAGCAAUCACUGAAUCGGCUUCGCGAAGAACUGACGCGGGCUGCAGGUGAACAUAAUAUGCAACUGACAGAUGAGAAAGACCAGAUCAUAGCUGAAAAAGACAGGAUCAUUACUGAACGAGAUUAUGCUAUCUCUCAGCUGGAACUGGAGGUGGAGUCUUCGCAAAAACGCCUUCAUGACCUCAGUCAGCAAAUGGCCACAAAGGAGGUGGAGCUAGAGCGAUACCUGGAAACCUUGGAAAGCACUAAGUCUGACCUGGAAAGCUGCAAAAAUGAACUGAAUAACUGUAAAUUGGAUCUAGAAAAAGAGAGAUAUGAGUUAGAAAGCUGUAAGAAUGAGCUGUCUCUAUCUAAACAAAAGGAGCGGAUGUCUUCAAAUGAGAUUAUGCAGCUCAUGGGCACGGUUGAGGAUUUGCAGAAGCGUUGUCAUCAGGGAAGUUUAUCGGAAAACGAAACGAUUCAGAAAAUGCAAGAGGACACAGAAAGGAAGCUGGAAGUCCUCAGAGCAGAGCUAGAUGAGAUGUAUGGACAGCAGAUUGUACAGAUGAAGAUGGAGUUGAACUUGCAAAAUGCUGAAAGAAUGGAGCAAAUAAACCAGCAACAUCAAGCUGAAAUGGAACUUCUCAAAACGCAAUAUUUAUCUGAAACUUUGUCCGCUAGCACUAGUGAAAAAGAGGCGCUUAAUGUUCAAAUUAAGCAGCUUCAAGAAACAAUACAGCAAUCACAAGUAAUUCAUGAUAAAACUGUACAAGAGCUAAACAGAGUCAAUAAAGAAAGACUAGACCUGCAGGAACAGGUGGAUAGUCUCAUGCAAGAUCUUAAAUCUGCUAAAGAACAAGUAGAGCUGGUCUCUCACAAUGCAGUCUCUCAGGAAAGCCAUAAAAGCGAAUUGCAAGUUCUCCAGGACACAAUCGACAAUCUGAAACGCCAACUUGAAAUCGCUCAGGAAAACACACAAGAAAUGCAAGAAAAGUACGAAUCGGAAACAACCAAUUACAAAAUUAAGCUUGAAAUGCUGGAACGGGAGAAAGAUGCGGUACUCGAUCGGAUGGCGGAGUCACAGGAAGCAGAGCUGGACAGACUCAGGACUCAGCUUUUGUUUAGUCAUGAAGAAGAACUUACAAAUCUGAGAGAGGACUUGCAAAGGGAGAGCUUCAUGAAUACUGAAAAUCUCCUUAACGAAGCUGCUAUCAAACAUGAAAAAGCGCUGGACGAUUUGAGGAUCAGUUACGAUGAAAAAAUUAAUUUGUUACAACAAGAAAAGGAAACUGUUGCCACUGAACGGGAGGACCUUUUACAUCAAAUUCUAGAGCUAAAGGAGGAUUUGAACAUGGCUCUGCACAGCUCUAAAGGAGAUGAGUUGGUGCAGCAGUUGCAGGAGUUACAGACAGAGAUUGAAGAGCUAAGGAAAGGAAGGGAGGAGAGGGUAAGACUGGAUAAUGAAAUACAAAAUUUACAAGAAAAGAUGUUAUCAACAGAAAAACAAGCAAAACAAAAUAAACAAAUGUGGGAUGAUGCUUUGAAAGAGCGGCUGUCUGAAAUUGAGGUAUUGAACACGUCUAACAAAGCUUUGAAAGAAGAAAUAGAUUUGAAAAUUAAAGACAUUGAAAGCAUCAGAGCAGAGAGAGACGGAUAUCAGCUACAAGUGGUCACACUCAAAGAGGAGAUGGAGAAGCAGAGGACCACGUUUUCUUUUGCCGAGAAAAACUUUGAAGUGAACUAUCAAGAACUGAAGGACGAGUACGCAUGUCUAGUUAAAGCUAAGACUAAACUAGAGGAGCAAAAGAUACAAGAGACACUGGAGCUGGAGGCGAAAAUCUCCAGCCUUGAGACACAGAUUCAAAAGAUGGAGGACAGAGUUAGCGAAAUUAAAAUGGACGAGGGUAAAAUCGCUGUUGAAAAGGACACUACUGAGUUAAUGGAAAAGCUUAAUGUUACUUUAAUUGAGAAGGAGAGCUUGACUGGGAGGCUACAUGAGGUCACAGAUCAACUAGCAACAGCAGAGAGCAAAGUGGAGUGUUUGGAGGAAGAGCUGAUCAAAGUAAAGCAGGAAAACGCAAAGGUCAUUGCCCAAAAUGAAGACCUCUGCAAAGAGAUUGAGAAAACCCACAAAAAAGCGACUACUGUUUCUAAUACGGAGUGUCAGCAGCUUCGAGGGGAAAUUCAAACUCUUAAGACACUAUUACGAAAGACCGAAGAGGAGAGAGAUAAAAUUCGGCAAACACCGGAGCUCCAAAGGGGAUCGCAAACCCCAUCUCCAGCUUUGGGAGAGGAGGGUCCAGCAGUGAAGGGACCAUCUUUUGCUCGCAAGUCCGCAGCCGCCUUCGGGGCGAACAGGAGAAAAAGGAGACAGAGGAACAAGCAAAACCAGGCUGGUGUGGUUCAGAGCGGGAGAGAGGAGAGAGAGGAAGAAGAGGAGGGAGGUACGCCAGCGGAGGCAGCUACAAGUGCUGCAGAGCCCAGAGAGCAGACUGCUGUUAUGUCAUGCACACACGAGCAGAUCGCUAAGGACGACGAGUCAGAUGAGAGCCACGGAGAAACAGCGAAGCAAAACGCCAGCAAACAGGUGACCAGGCAUGGGAUGAGACAUCGUACUCAGCCUGCAAUGCGUCAGGGAGCUGGAGAAGUGGCACAGUCUGCAGACCAUGGAGAGUGCAGAUUGCAGAUGGAGGCCCAGCACCUCAGCCUGUCUCAGAUUCACGCUGCACAACUGGAGCUGCUACAGGAGGAGGCACAAACCAAAGCAGUGGAAAUGAGACUUCAAAAAGAUCAGCGCGACCAGGCUUUUACAGCUGCUCCAAGGCUGUCCAAAUACCAGAACAUGGUUGAAGCUGUGUCUGAGGAAUGCAGAGAAAUCAUUUUGUUCUUUCAGAAAAUGUUUGGGGAAGACUUUUCAGACACAGCCAUUGCUGAAGAAUCUCCUAUUUCUUCAAAUGAGAGACCUGAAACUAGUGAAUCUUCAUCUGUUGUACAAGCAGCCAGAGAGUUGUACAGAGAUCUGCAGCAGGUCAGGGAUAGCAUCGAGCAGGAGCACCAUCGACUUUCUCAGCUCCAGACUCUGCUCAGGGCAGAUGGGAGCAAGAUGAUGGAGCUGCAAAGUGCGUACGAUAAUCUAAAGAGCAGCACUGACAAAGAGAUCUCAAGCCUGCGUCUCCAGGUCUCCAGCGUUCAAACUUCAAACUUAAGCAAAGAUGUGGGUGAACAUGCACACUCCACCGCCGUCACGUCUACCUCCCAAACCUCUUCGGAAAUUCAGAUGCUCAAAGUUGAGGCUCAGCAGAAGCAGCAGCAGCUUGAACACAGCCACAGACAAGAAGUGGAGAGACUCAGGGCCCACUACCAGCAACAAGCGGCCGAAACGGAGGAGAGGUACGCUACAGAGCUAUUCAUGCUCCAACAACGGCUGCAAGAGGUCGACGCAGCACCCAGCCACUUCAGUUCAUCUACGGACUCCAGCAGUUUUGACAAACAACAUGAGCAGCUCAAGGAGGCUGAAGAGGAGUUUUCAGAGGGAGGGCGGACUACGACUGCACAGCUCCAGUCUCUGAAGAAAGCACUGCAGCAAAAGUAUGUCCAGGAAGUAGAGACUCUGAAGGAGCAGCACCGCGCAGAGCUGAGGAGGCUGACGGAGGAGAGGGGGCGAGGGGCUAGAGGAGAGGAAGAAAGUGUCUCUGGACUAGAACCACAACACUGGGAGAGAGUGGAGGAAGAGGUUGCCAAGGCCAUAGUCCAGAUGUCGGUGGAGUUCGCUCAGAAGACUGAACUGGCUCGUCUCAGUAAAGACUUGGAUCAAACCAGCAGCUCAAUGCAAACCGAAGAGGACGAGGAAGAGGAGGAGACGCCGAGAGCCUCCGUCACCGGGGACUGGGCUGAAUCUGAGCGGGACCAACUGCAGCUCGAGAUACAACAACGAGAUUCAGAAAUACAAAAGCUACGAGAUCAACUCCAGAAAGCAGAACGAGCACUGAACCAGGCUCUGAAGCAGGGAGAAGGUGAAAGAGAAGCUGAGGUGGAGGCGGUGGUGUCAUCCGCAGCCAAAACAACACAUGCGCCAAGAUCACAAGAGGAUGAACACGAGGAUGAGAGGGCGCUGCUGCUUAGAGCCAAUGAGCAGCUCAGUCAGGUUCUGGUGGACGUCUUGACGACAACUUCUGCAGCGGAGAAGACUCUGGGCCUUCAUCUUCAGACUCUGAGAAAAGCUUCCAGCACAGAAAAAGUUAAAGUAACUCCAGCCAGUGGUUCAGGCAGCGAGUCAGGUGCAGAUGAGGAGACUUAUCCGUUUGUGGAUGUGGAGGCAGAAGAGGACCUGGAGAUGUUACAACACAUGGACCAUCUGCUGCAGGGAGCUGCCUCACAGCUGGAAAACCAGGAGUAUCUCACCAACAUCAGCACUCGCCUCCAGAACGCACUCGAGAAGAUGUUGAUGGCCAUAACCAACGCCACUGACCAGCUUGACCAUGCGAGGUUGACACAGACGGAGCUGAUGCGGGAGUCGUUCAGACACAAUCAGGAGAUGAGCGAGCUGCUGCGGCGUCAGGAUGAGCUGCAGGAACGUCUGAUGGAGGAGGCACGAGCGCGAGAACGGCUGGCUCUGGAGCUGCACCGGGCUGAGGGUGUGAUUGAUGGCUACACGGGUGAACGAGCUGCGCUGGAGGAGCAACUGCGUCAAAAAGAAGAGCUACAACAGACUUUGGAGCAGGAGCUAGAGGUGACCAGCUCUCGUCUGCAUGAGCUGGAGCAGGAGCGACUUCAGCUGCAGGAGGAGAGGGAGCUGAUGUCACGGCAACAGGAGGCCAUGAGGGAGGAGGCAGGGCCCCGAGAGCUACGACUAGUUGAAGCUGCAAUGGUUGCAGCUCCAGAAGCAGACCUGCUGGAGGAGACGGAAAAACUGAUGCAGGAGAAGGUGGAGGUGCAGCUCCAGGCUGAGAAGCAGAGCGCAGAUCUCCUGAAGCAGGUGAAGAUCCUGGAGGCGGAGCUGGAGGACCAGGUGACCCGUGUGAUGGAGCUGGAGCAGACGCAGACCAGUGAGACCACUGACCUGCAGCAGCAGAUCCAAGCACUGGAGAAACAGCUCGACAAGAACAGGAGGUUUCUCGAUGAACAAGCUGUGGACCGGGAGCAUGAGAGAGACUUCUUCCAAACUGAGAUUCAGAAACUGGAGGAUCAGCUGAAGUUGUCUCAGAAGCCUCAGUCUGGCUCUGAGCAAAGAAACCUGGAGGUGGAGCAGCUAAACACACAGCUCAAGGAAAAGGCAGACUGGUGCAGUGAGCUGCUGCUGAGCUCGGAGCAGCUGCAGCGAGAGCUGGGCGAGCGCGACCAGGAGAUUGACAAACUGGAGAGCCGCAUCCGCGAGCUGGAGCAGGCCCUGCUGGCCAGCGCAGAGUCCUUGGAGGUUGAACAAAAGAAGCAUCAUGCAUCCAACACAGAGACCAAGCAUCCGAGUCUGGAGGCUCAGCUCCAAACUGAGAGGGAGGCUUUGGAGAGAAAAGAGAAGGAGAUCUGUAACCUGGAGGAACAGCUGGAGCAGUUCAAAGAGGAGCUGGAGAAUAAGAGUGAGGAGCUGCAGCAGCUCCAGAUGCAGCUGGAGAUUCAAAGGAAAGAGAUCGACAGCCAACAGCAAGACCUCGACACCAGGGACAGUCUGCUGCAGGUGGUGGAAGAGAAGGACAGGGAAAUAGCACUUCUUAAUGAACAGAUCUCUAAACAUCAACACACGGACAUUGCCUCUGAUAAUAAGGAAAUGGACGAGAGGGAUGAGCUGGUCAGAGACUUGGAGUCACAGGUAGAGUGUCUCAGAAGUGAACAGCAGCGUCUGAAAAGGGACCAUGAAGAAGAGAUGGAACAACUCAACGCCGUCAUAGACAAACUACAGCAAGAUCUGGCCAACAUCGAGCAGAAAACUGGAGCAGUGGAAGACUACGAAGAAGACAAAGGUUUAGCAGAAAGACCAACAAAUGAGGAGUAUGAUGAAGUUAAGCAGAAGAUGGACUCAGCCACCAAAGAGCUUGACACUCUCAAAUCUGAACAUGGUAAACUUUUGGACACAUAUUUGCGCUUGAAGGAAAGUGCCGAAGCUUUAGCCGAAUCAGAAAAAGCAGAACAUUCAGAAAUCGACCUGGAAGAUGCUCUCAGGGAAAAGACAGCUGCUCUUGUGGUAAUGCAGGCCGAGGUACAGGCACUCGAGCAGAGCGCCACCGACAAAGUGGAGGAGUUGGACAGGCGAAUACAUGAACUUGAGGCUUUAGUGAGUGAAAGAGAUGAUGAGUUGAGUCGCUGUCGCUUCCUAGUGGAGCAAACACAAAAUUACGCAGAUGGUCUCCAGGAAAAGAUUUAUAAAUUAGAGGAAAAUCUAAGGGACAAAGUAGCUUCAGCGCUGGUUAGCCAAGCCACUCUUGAGGCCUUCCAACAGCAGCAAUCUCCACAACCCAAACACCAGCCUGUAGUAUAUGAUUUUGGUAGCUUCAAUAUUCCACACUUGGACAUCAGUGGGUACAGUCAGACUAGAGGGGGUUCCACAGGGAGAGUGGUCCAUCUAACGGAGAAGCUGAGGGAGCUGGAGGUGGGCCUGAGUGGGAUGCAGAAGGACCAGGAGCUGCAGAAUCAGCUUCUGUCCAGUUCAGAGGAGGAUGUGCUGGAGUAUGAGCGCAGACUGGCCCUCCUGAUGGACCUGCUCAGUCAGAUGAAGACCGGGGCCUCCCACAGAUCUGCACCAAUAUUACAGCAGACCCGUUCUUCCUCUGCUGACCAGCCCUCUGAGGCAUCACUCACCAAAGAACAACCCCAGAGCUUCAAAGAGAGCAGCCACCUCCAGGGCACGCUCACUGAGAAAACAAUAGCAAUACAGAGGCUUGAUGAGAAACUUCAAAUGACAUCUUCAAACAGUGGUGAGGAGGCCAGGGUGUCUGAACUCCAAAAAGAACUCAAAAUGGCUCAAAGCGAAGCUUCUGCCGCCAAAGAAGAGCUGAGCAGCUGCAAGGACAGUCUGGAUAAGUUACAGAAGCUGUUACAGGAGCGGGAAAUGACUAUAGCUCAGCUCAAAGGGGAUCUUUUGCAAGCCACUUCAAACAGCAGUGAGGGGUCCAGGGCGUCAGAGCUCCAGCAGCAGCUUAAAGAGGCUCAAAGUGAAGCUUCUGUCACCAAAGAAGAACUGAGCAGCUACAGAGAGAGUGUGGACAAGCUACAGGAGCUGUUACAGGAGCGGGAAAUGACCAUAGCCCAAUUUAAAGAAGAGCUUUUCAAAGCUAAAGAAAAUGAGGACAGAGGCAGCUUUACAGAGGUCCUUCAGAAACUCGAAGAGGCAACAAAAACUGCAGCUUCCACCAAAGACGAACUCAACAGCAUCAAGCAGCAAAAUGUGGAACUGGAGGAUGAGCUUAAGUCUAAUGAAGUGACCAUUUCCAAACUAAAAGAGCAACUCCAGGAGGUCAGGAAGAAUGUGGAGAACACCAAAGAAGAACUAAUCGGGUACAAAGAACAAACUGCAAAACUACAAGAUGAAGCCAGUGAGCGCGAGAGUUUGAUUUCAAGUCUCAAAGUGGAAUUACAGGAAGCACAAUCUGCUUUGGUCAAAGAGACAGACAUCUCAUCUCCUCCUUCACCAUCUCCAUCUCCCCAGCCACCAUCCUCUUCGUCCUCCUCUAUCACUCAGUCCAAAAAGAAAGGGGUAAAACAGCCUGCUUCAAAAGCCAACAGCGCCAAAGAAAAGUCCUCUCUCUCCAGGAAAAACUCCUCUUCUAGUCACUCGUCCCACAAAUCACACAGUCUGAAGUCCAAUGGCAGCACAGAGCAACAUCACGUUAUAGAUGCAUUCACACAAACAGAAAAUUUACAAAUAUCCAAUCAGGGCGCAGUUGAGUCUUGUGAGACUAAAGAUGAGGUGGAGGAGGUGAUCACGAAGUUUCAGGAGAAGAUCGAGCAAAUGCAGGAACUUCACGCAGCCGAAAUAUUGGACAUGGAGUCGAGACACAUUGCAGAAAGUGAAAAUCUACGGCGAGACACACAAGCGCUGGAGGACGAAUGUAAGGCGCUGAAGACAGUCAUCGAAAAACUGCGAUCAAAUGAGGCUUCAUCGGUAAAACACGAGCAUUCACCGUCCCAGUUCAAAGAUGGCUACACCAGUGACAGUAGUUCUGACUUCAGUCAGCGUACAGGAUACGACCUCCCCAAUCUCCAGCAUGAGUACAGGACCACUCCAGAGGGUGCAAGGAGAGACAAUGAUGAGACGUUACCAGAUCGGAUCAAGACAUUGCUCCGUGAGGUCCAUCAAGAGGGCAUGCAGGUGCUGUCCCUGUCAGAGCUGCCCCUGUCUGAAGCUGAUCCCAGUGCUCAGUUCAAUGUCCAAGGCUGGAUCAAGGAACGUGACGCCCUUCUGUCUACUGUGGAGUCUCUGAAAAGCCUCAUCACCUCCAUGCAAACACACUCACAAUCACAGACAUCUGUUGGUGUGGACUGGCGCGGGCAGCUGCUGGAUGCUGUGCAGAAGGUCUUUCAGAAUGAGAGAAGCGUUUUGAAAAACACUUUGUACAGCCAACUGGACCUGCUGGACACCAGCGACGCAAUCAUCCACCUCAAUCAGCUCGAGCAAAGACUGGCUGAGCAGGAUGCUCAGCAAAGGGAAGCGUUUGGGCUGCUCCAUAGCGCUGACCGGUCCAGUCUCCUUUCUGAAAUACACCAGCUGCGAAGUCAAAUCGAGCAGCUUCAUCAAGGUGGUGACCCUGCGACAGUAUUAGGUGCAGAGUUCAGUCUGAAGGGGCACCCUGAGGUGGGGAGCGAGCGGGUGCUGGUGGAGGAGCUGAAGACUGAAUUGUCUCAAACCAAACUGGAAUUAGAGACGACACUGAAGGCCCAACAUAAACAUAUCAAAGAACUCGACACUCUAAGGGCGGAGGUGUCACAGAAGGCCUCCGAGGUGGAUGCCUUGAAUGACCAGCUGAUCGAGGAGAAGAAGAAGAGCAGAGAGCUGCAGUGGGCCGUGGAGAAGGAACGCUGUCGAACUGGGAGGAGCGAGGAGAGCCAACGAGAGGAGCUUGAGGACCUCCAGUUGGACCUCGAGGAGCAGAGGUCUGUGGUGUCACGCUUAAACUCUGAGUUGGAGCAGCAGCGUGAGGCCUCCGCUCAGUCGUCACAGCAACUCGAACAGGAGCGCCUCAGCCUCCAGAGACGCCUCCAGGAGCUCCAGGUGCAGCUGGACACAGAGCGAGCCAAAGCCCAGGAGAUGAGCUCCGCCCUGGGCCGUGAAAGGGAGCUACGCAGGGGUGGGUCCACAGAUGGUGCUGGUCCCGGCACUGCAGAGGGAGGAGAGGAGGAAAAACAUGGAACAGAGGAGGAUGGAACCAUGUUGGAGAAACUGCAAAAAGAGCUGGAUGACAAACACGCACAGGUGGUCCAACUCUUGGGUCAAGUUGAGGCGCAGAAACUGGAGGUGGUGCGUAAAGACGAGGAGCUGACUUUGGUGAAUCAACGUUCGACCCGGGAUCACGAGGCUCUGCUGGAGGCUCAGGCCCAACUGGAAAAGGUCAAAACCCAAAUGAGACAGACCCAAGAGCAGCUGGACAGAGAGGUGCAGAGGGGCAAACAGCUGGAGGAGCAGAAGAGCAGACUGGAGCAGAGGCUGAGGAGAGGAGAGGACACCGGAGAUGGGGCUGGACCUAUGCAAGCCGAGGGCCACACUACCCAGUGGGAGAGCGAGACCUCAGACCGGACUAAGGACUGGGUGAUGCAGCAGAAGACCUCAAGUCCGUCAUCUCCUCUGGACCUGACUGGAUCUGGUCCCAGCUCAGGUCUGCACCACGGGCCCUGGCGCACGGUCGACAACAUCCUGGGAAAACUACACCUGGUCUCCUCUAAGAUCCAUGGCCUCGUCAACAAGGCUGCUGGAAGACCCACUGAGGUUGACAGUGAAGAGCUGUCCUGGGUUCAGUCCAACAUUGAUGAGGUCAUUUCAAUGUUAAAGCAAUUCCCGGGUCUCCCUCCCCUCCCAGAGAGCUCCUCUUUGGCCGGUGGCUCCAGCUCCCUCACAGAGCGGCUGCUGAGACAGAACGCAGAGCUCACAGGAUUCGUCAGCCGUUUGACCGAAGAGAAGAACGAUCUGAGGAACCAAAUGCUGAGACUGGAGGAGGAGCUACGGAGAUACAGGCACAACGCUCUGGGCUCCACUGACGCUAUGAGCAGCCGGAGAUCAGGGCAGAAGGGGGACAGCUCCAGUGUGCUGCUGUCUCAGGAGCGUCAGGCCUGGGCCCUGGAGAGAGCCAGACUCGAGAAAGCUCUACUUCAGGCUCAGAGUCAGAUAGCCCGACUCAAAACUGAAGUCAAGACCGAAACGCUAAGGGAAAUCAGCGGACCUGAAGCUGACAAUGCUGCACUAAAGAGGAUGUAUGGGAAGUACUUGAGGUCCGAGAGUUUCCGUAAAGCUCUGGUCUAUCAGAAGAAGUACCUGCUGCUGCUGUUGGGAGGGUUCCAGGAGUGUGAGGAGGCUACUCUCAUGCUCCUGUCCCGGAUGGGCGGACGACCUGCUCUGUCCAGCCUCGAGUCCUUCAGCCAGCGCCGCAAAGGGCUCACGCGCUUCAGAUCUGCAGUCAGGGUCUCUAUCGCCCUCUCCAGGAUGCGUUUUCUGGUGAAGAGGUGGCAUAAAGCGACUGGGAUAAGCAGCUCAGCAUCGCCCACAGUCACUAAAAAUGGCUCAGGUCAAACUUUAGGUACUGAUGUGAGAGACUCGCCUUACCUUCGCCCGGGCAGUGUGGAGACUCAGAGAGACAGAGGAGGAGUCUCCAGUAGCAGAGGACGCAGUGGAAGGGAGUCCCCCAGAUCAGCUGUCUCCCCCGCUCAACACAGGUACCACGUGUCCGGGGAGCACGGCCCUUUCACCUGUUCUCAUCUCCAAAACUACGACCCAGAUCGAGCGCUCACAGACUACAUCUCCAGACUGGAGGCUCUGCAGAGGAGGCUGGGGAGUGUCACAUCAGGUGCUUCUUCUUCAUAUGCGCCGUUGCACUUUGGCUUGAGGAGGUAGAUGCUGUGGAGGUUACUUUGGCUUGAAGAAACUCAGAUGCCUUUUGAUGUGCUGAGCGUUCUGCUGUUUUCUACCAUUCUGCUGUGGACUGUACUUUCAUGUGGACCAAACGCAUUUUUUUAUUAGUGUACGAAUUGUUGUUAUCAGGCUUUUUGUCGCCAGCACUUGAAAAUAACGGCUAUGUUUGUAAUUAAAUCUGCCUCUCUGUUGUGGAAGAUCAGUUGUGUAUAUUUGUCUACUGCUAAUUUAAGACUUGAUUAAUUUAUACGUAUGUUUUUGCUGAAUGGGAGCGUUGUGUUGAGAGUGGGUGGGUUUACUGUCAUGGAGGCUGCUACUGGAUCCUCACUACACUGUGUUUUGUUUAGGGCGGAAAGACGACAUUUGUAGAGAACGUAUUUUUGUAAAGCCCAGGACCUAUGAAUUUUUGGGGUAUUUUGUCAAAAACUGAAUUAAAGAGGAAUACACUAUCUUAAAA
Boleophthalmus pectinirostris (great blue-spotted mudskipper) is the source of this 12956-nucleotide messenger RNA. RefSeq names its product A kinase (PRKA) anchor protein 9 (gene akap9). The record is from RefSeq and is a predicted model, not a curated record. Lineage: Eukaryota; Metazoa; Chordata; Actinopteri; Gobiiformes; Gobiidae. Gene Ontology annotation, molecular function: molecular adaptor activity. Gene Ontology annotation, biological process: signal transduction.